GCGGCGGCGGCGGGCCCGGGGUUGCCAUGGUAACCGGCCGCGGCCGCCGCCACAGCGAGGCCGGCCCCAGCGCCCGCCCGGCCGCCGCGCGGCUCGGCUCGGCUCGGCUCAGUGUGGGGGUGAGCGCGGGCCCGGCGGCCUCAGCAUGGAGGACGGCUUCUCGAGCUUCGGCAGCCUGUACGACACGUCGUCGCUGCUCCAGUUCUGCAACGAUGACAGCACGUCCGCCGCCAGCAGCAUGGAGGUCACCGACCGCAUCGCCUCCCUGGAGCAGCGAGUCCAGAUGCAGGAGGACGACAUCCAGCUGCUCAAAUCCGCGCUGGCCGACGUGGUGCGGAGGCUCAACAUCACCGAGGAGCAGCAGGCCGUGCUCAGCCGGAAGGGGCCCACCAAAGCGAGACCGCUGGUGCAGACCUUGCCUUUCAGAACCACCGUGAACAAUGGCACCGUAUUACCAAAGAAUCCAGGGGGCUCCCUCACGUCCCCCUCUGGCGCCCGGGCCACCGUGCCAGCCACAACCAAAAGCUCCAUCAAGAGGACCAGCUCUUCCGAGCGCGUCUCUCCCGGAAGUCGAAGGGAAAACUCCGGGGACCCCAAAGGCAACCGUAACCGCACCGGGUCCACCAGCAGCUCCUCCAGCGGGAAGAAGAAUAGCGAGAGCAAACCCAAGGAGCCCGUCUUCAGCGCAGCACUUCUGUCUCUGUCUCCGAAAUCCCAAGGCAAGCGCCGGGUGACCCACUGCAAAGAGGAGGGCUACGUCAAAAUGUUCCUUCGCGGCCGCCCCGUCACCAUGUACAUGCCCCGGCACCACGUGGACUCCUACAACCUGGAGGCGAAGGUGGAGCUGCCCGCCAAGAGGCUGAAGCUCGAGUGGGUCUAUGGGUACCGGGGCCGGGACUGCCGGAACAACCUGUACCUGCUGCCCACCGGGGAGACCGUGUACUUCAUCGCCUCCGUCGUGGUCCUGUACAGCGUGGAGGAGCAGCUGCAGCGCCACUACACCGGCCACAACGACGACGUCAAGUGCCUCGCCAUCCACCCCGACAGGAUCACCAUCGCAACAGGGCAAGUCGCCGGCACGUCAAAGGAUGGCAAACAACUGCCCCCACACGUGCGCAUCUGGGACUCCGUGACCCUGAACACGCUGCACGUCAUCGGGACGGGCUUCUUCGACCGGGCCGUCACCUGCAUCGCCUUCUCAAAAUCCAACGGGGGGAGCAGCCUGUGCGCCGUGGAUGACUCCAACGACCAUGUGCUGUCCGUGUGGGACUGGCAGAGAGAGGAGCGGCUGGCUGCCGUGAAGUGCUCCAACGAGGCCGUGUUCGCCGCGGACUUCCACCCCACGGACCCCAGCACCAUCGUCACCUGCGGGAAAUCGCACCUCUAUUUCUGGAGUCUGGAGGGGAGCACGCUGGCCAAGAAGCAGGGGCUGUUCGAGAAGCAAGAAAAGCCCAAGUUCGUCCUGUGUGUGACUUUCUCUGAAAAUGGCGACACCAUUACUGGCGACUCCAGCGGGAACAUCCUGGUGUGGGGAAAAGGUACCAACCGCAUCAGCUGCGCCAUCCAGGGGGCCCACGAGGGGGGCAUCUUUGCACUUUGUAUGUUAAGGGACGGCACCCUGGUGUCGGGAGGAGGCAAGGACCGGAAGCUCAUUUCUUGGAAUGGAAACUACCAGAAACUUCAUAAAACAGAGAUCCCAGAGCAGUUCGGUCCGAUCCGCACAGUGGCCGAGGGGAAGGGCGACGCAAUCCUCAUCGGCACCACCCGGAACUUUGUCCUGCAGGGCACGCUCUCGGGGGACUUCGCCCCCAUCACUCAGGGUCACACGGAUGAGCUCUGGGGACUGGCCAUCCACACCUCCAAGCCGCACUUCCUGACCUGUGGCCACGACCGGCAUGCCACCCUGUGGGACGCUGUCAGCCACCGGCCUGUGUGGGACAAGGUCAUCGAGGACCCAGCUCAGUCUUCUGGUUUUCAUCCUUCAGGGUCUGUGGUCGCAGUUGGAACACUGACUGGGAGGUGGUUUGUGUUUGACACCGAGACCAAGGACUUGGUCACUGUCCACACGGACGGGAACGAGCAGCUGUCCGUGAUGUGCUACUCGCCAGAUGGGAACUUCCUAGCAAUCGGCUCCCAUGACAACUGCAUCUACAUCCACGCAGUCAGUGACAACGGCAGGAAGUACGCGCGGGUGGGCAGGUGCUCGGGUCACUCCAGCUUCAUCACCCACCUGGACUGGUCCGUGGACUCCCAGUACCUCGUGUCAAACUCCGGAGACUACGAGAUCCUCUACUGGGUUCCCUCUGCCUGUAAGCAAGUGGUCAGCGUGGAGACCACGCGCGACAUCGACUGGGCCUCCUACACCUGCACGCUGGGCUUCCGCGUCUUUGGAGUGUGGCCAGAGGGCUCGGACGGGACGGACAUCAACGCCGUGUGCCGGGCCCACGAGAAGAGGCUUCUGUCCACGGGCGACGACUUUGGCAAAGUGCACCUCUUCUCGUACCCGUGCUCCCAGUUCCGGGCUCCCAGCCACGUGUACAGCGGCCACAGCAGCCACGUCACCAACGUGGGCUUCCUGUGUGACGACAGCCACCUCGUCUCCACGGGCGGCAAGGACAUGAGCAUCAUGCAGUGGCGGCUGGUCUAGUCCCGCGGGCGCCCGGC
This is a messenger RNA of Sorex fumeus (smoky shrew), 2664 nucleotides long. It is a transcript of the gene EML1, whose product is annotated as EMAP like 1. The record is from RefSeq and is a predicted model, not a curated record. Gene Ontology annotation, biological process: microtubule cytoskeleton organization. Gene Ontology annotation, cellular component: mitotic spindle. Lineage: Eukaryota; Metazoa; Chordata; Mammalia; Eulipotyphla; Soricidae. Gene Ontology annotation, molecular function: microtubule binding. The transcript has 23 exons. The coding region runs from base 146 to 2647 and encodes 833 amino acids.